This is a messenger RNA of Micromonas commoda, 2262 nucleotides long. Its product is annotated as cyclin-like protein. Gene Ontology annotation, biological process: transcription preinitiation complex assembly; DNA-templated transcription initiation; transcription by RNA polymerase III. The coding region runs from base 1 to 2262 and encodes 753 amino acids. Gene Ontology annotation, molecular function: RNA polymerase III type 3 promoter sequence-specific DNA binding; RNA polymerase III general transcription initiation factor activity; TBP-class protein binding. NCBI's taxonomy places the organism in Eukaryota, Viridiplantae, Chlorophyta, Mamiellophyceae, Mamiellales, Mamiellaceae. Gene Ontology annotation, cellular component: nucleus; transcription factor TFIIIB complex; transcription preinitiation complex. The transcript is spliced from 2 exons. The record is from RefSeq and is a predicted model, not a curated record.
AUGGCGGACGACAUGAAGUGUCCCGCGUGCGGGAAGCGCGAGAUCAAGCACGAGGAGGACCUCGGGUGCGACAUCUGCGCGGCGUGCGGCCACGUCAUCAACGAACGAGGCCUCACGUCCCAGGUCCAGUGGACCGAAGAUGCCGGCGCCAUGGGCACCUACGUCCACGAGGACCGCGGCGGGCAGCUCGCCGCCGCGCGCGGCGCCCUCGCGAUCGGCCCGGGCGGCGUCGGCGCGCACAUCGCCAAGCAGUUCUUCAGGGACGAGGAGGCGACGCACAUGGAGAACAUCACCAAGUCCGUCAACUUCGCGUGCGGACAGCUCAGGCUCGGGAAAGACGCAUCCGCGGAUGCGAAGGCGCUCGUGGUGAAGGCGUGCGACGGGCGGUGGGGCGAAGGAGAGUGGACGACGAUGCUCACGGGCGCGUGCGUGUACGCCGCGAGCAGGCAGAACGCGCUGCCCAUCACCGUGCGGGACGUCGCGGAGGCGUGCCAGCUGGACGUCUUCGCGCUGGGUCGCGUGUACAACAGGCUGAAAUUUCUGCACGAGCUCAAGGUGCCUCCGCUCGACCCGGCGACGUUCGUGGCGCGCGCGGCGGCGGCCAUACCGCAGCUGCGCGACGCGAUGGGAGGUGGGGACGAGAACGACGCGAGGGGGGGGGACGGAGCGAGCCGCGCGUCGGCGUCGGCGGCCAAGGCGAAAAGCAGCCAGGCGAAAAGCGGCCAACAAGGCGAUAAACCCGUAGACAGGGGCGCCAAACUCGCGCCCGUCGUCGAGGACGCCAAGCGCCUGCUCGCGUUCGCCGAGCGGCGGGGUCUGAUGACGGGCCGCGGUCCGUUCCCGAUGGUCGCCGCCGCGCUCGGCGUCGCCGCGGCGGCGAGGGGGAUCGCGUUGCCGCCGGAGGCGUUGGCGGCGGGCGCCAGAGCCGCCGUCACGUCGACCAAAAAAUCGCUCGCCGCGCUCAAACGGGAGCUCGGCACCUUCGCGGCGUCGUGCGCGUGGUUCGGGUCACCCGACGGGUCGCCGCUGGACGACCCAAAUCCGUUCCAAAUCCGUUCAAUCGCGUCGUCGUCGUCGCGCCAUCGGGCCGCUGACGUGGACAAAGUGCUUCCGCUGGCGUUAGCUUCGCUCGCCGACGCCAUCGACGCCGACGACGGCGCUCGGCUGGACGCCAUGCCGGUGGCGUUUCGCGUCGCCGACGGCGUGAGAGCCGCAAGGCUGGCGAAGAUCGAGCGGUGCAAGGUGACAGGUUCCCUGGACGACGAGGACGGGUACGGGGAUGAGGAGUACGGGGACGCGACGGGGGCGGAGGCGGAGGCGGCGGCGGACGCAGCUCCUCCCGAAGAAGCGGCUCCUCCCGAAGCGGCUCCUCCCGAAGCGGCGGCUGACGCGGGUGGCGCGCCGUCGACGUCGGUCGUCGUCGCCGGCCCGGCCCGGCGCCGCGCGCCGAAGCGUCUGGGCCCCAACCGCGGCGGCCUCAAACCCCGGCGCAGGCGGAAACACGCGGGCGGGUUCGCCGGGAUCGAAAACGACGAGGGGAGUCGGCUGGCCAUCGGCGACGCCGCGGUGGGUACGAACGCGUCGACGCCGCCCCCCGCGGCGGCGAGGCUCCUCGAGGGCACGAACGGCGCCUCGGCCGGGGGCGCGCCUCUCGGUUGGACCGACGUGCUGAUCCAGCAGCUGCUGCUGGCGGGGGUACCCGAGCGUCUUGUCGUCGAGGAGGAUGGGCUCUUUCCCGACGUGUCGGUGGACCAAUCGACGGGCGCGGUCAAGCCGGUUCGACCGGUCCGGGCGCGGUCAAGCGCGGUCAAGCCGCCGCCGGACGCUGGGGACGAGAUGGAGGCGGCGGAGACCGCAGCGCAUCGCGUCCUGGAGCGGUGGCGCGCGGAGAGCUCGAGGGACCCGUUGCUCGACGCCGAGGCUGCGGCUGCGGCUGCGGGCGGCGACGACGACGGGGACGACGACGACGAGAGGGCGACGGCGGCGCGGAUCCUCGCGGCGCGCGAGGCGGUGGAGAAGGCGGACGCCGACGCCAUCGCGGCCAUCCCGGACGAGGACGUGGCGGGGUUGAUCAGGACGGAGGAGGAGGCGGCGGUGGUGAAGGCGAUGGCGGCGAGGAGGUUGGUGCAGUUUGACGCAGACGACUACUACAAGAUCAUCGGCGACGACGACGACGAAGACGACGACGGGGACGAAGACGGUCUCGUCCCGGUCGUGAAGGGGGAGCGGGCGGAGGCUGAGACGGAGGACGGCGCGCGAUGA